Messenger RNA from Clunio marinus, 2024 nucleotides. The record is from the annotation of a GenBank genome assembly. Lineage: Eukaryota; Metazoa; Arthropoda; Insecta; Diptera; Chironomidae.
AAUAGUUUUGCGCAUCUUUAAAGAGGUGGUUGUUUAAAUAUUUGAAGCUUUGAUUUUCAAGAAAUGAAAUCAAAUUUUAAAAUAAUUUCUCUAGUGAUUUUACUUGCAAUUUUUGCACAAAUCAUCGCUAAGCCAGCAAGAAAAGCGAAAAGAGAUGACAAUAGUUUAGAUGCAGAAAUACGUGAGCAAAUUCUACCCCCAGCUGACGGUGUCAAUUCUUUAGAAAUAACAUCAAAAAAUGUGAAGAAAGAAUUAGAAAAUGGAGGACUUUUCCAAGGUGACAUUAAGCUUUUGAAUGAACAAAAAGAAUUUCUUUCACCAAGCCCUGGUAAUUUUAUAUCAAGAACUGGUUUGUUAAAUGAGUACUAUCGCUGGCCCAAAGAUAAAAAAGGUCACGUUAUCGUCCCUUAUUACAUAGAUGGUGGAUCAAGUUAUUCUGAGAAUGAUAAGAAAAUUAUUCGUUAUGCUAUGAACGAUCUUGAAAAGUAUACUUGUGUUCGUUUCCGUGAGUGGAAUAGUGAUGAAGACUUCAUUAUGAUCUACGAUGGAUAUGAUGGUUGUUGGUCUCAUAUGGGACGAAUUGGUAAACAACAAGAAGUGGGACUUCAGAAAAAUGGAUGCAUUCAUCGAGGAACAAUCAUUCAUGAAUUAAUUCACACUUUGGGAUACGAUCAUAUGCACAGUCAUGUUGAUCGUGACGAUUACGUUGAGAUUAUAUAUGACAACAUUAAAAAGAAUGAUAUUUCUAACUUUGAUAAAGUUGAUCCCGAACUCUUCAGUAACUUUAAUACCAGUUAUGAUUUGUACAGCGUUAUGCAUUACGACAAAAAAGCAUUCUCAAAGAAUGGAAAGGCAACAAUCGUUCCUAAAGAUUCACGCUUUAGGGACUUCAUUGGACAACGUACAGGUUUAAGUAAAGGUGAUGUUACAAGAAUCAAUAAUAUGUAUCAAUGUUCAAAUAGACAUUUGCCUGAGAGUUGGACGAUUUUGAAAAAACGUGCAAUGUUUUCAAAGUUGAAAUCAUUUUUCUUUGUUUUAAAUUUAAUUUUAAGUCUGACAUUACAAGUCAAAGCGAAGCCUUUUGAUGACAAAAUUGUUUUUCGUGAUGAUGACGACGAUUUGAGUUUAUUAAAUUUAGAAAGCUCAAAUCAGCUUCUGCAAUCGGUCGACGAUCUUAGAGCAUUAAAUACCGAAGGUGAAAUUGUUCAGAAGGAAUCAGAAGAAGGAGAACAUUUCCAAGGUGAUAUAAAGUUGUUACCAGAACAAAAAGAGUUUUUACUCGCUAAUGAAAGUGAUGGUUCAUUACCGACUCGAACUGGUUUAACAAAUGAAUACUUCCGAUGGCCAAAAGAUAGAAAUGGAUUCGUUGUUGUACCUUACGUUAUAUCUCCAAAGUCACAAUACACAAACUAUCAAAAACAGCUCAUUCGAUACUCAAUGAAUGACAUUGAAAGAUACACGUGUAUUCGUUUUAUCGAGUCAUCGAAGUCCUAUAAAGAUUACAUCGUUAUAUACGAUGAUGGUGGAUGUUAUUCAAAUUUGGGUAAAAUCGGCGGUGCACAAGAACUGUCUUUGAAAAAGAAUGGCUGUUUUAGUCGUGGUACAAUCAUUCACGAGCUUAUUCAUGCACUUGGUUACGAUCAUAUGCAUUGCCAUUCUGAUCGUGACAGGUUUGUAGAAAUCCGCUGGGAUAACAUUAAAAAUGGCCGUGCAGAUAAUUUCUAUAAAGUCGAUUCCAAGAGGUUCAGUAACUUCAAUACAGGUUACGAUCUUUUUAGUGUCAUGCAUUACGAUAUGAAAGCAUUUUCAAAGAAUGGAAAAGAGACGAUUGUGCCGAGAAAUCGUCGUUUUAGAAACAUUAUGGGGCAACGUAAAGGUAUGAGUAUUGGUGAUGCACAACGAGUAAACAACAUGUAUCGAUGCCGAUUUUAAAGUGUCAAUAGUAAUUAAGAGGAACUGUAACUAAAUUCAAACUAAAUAAUAUCAAAAAUAAAGCUCAUCAAGCUUUGAUCGGUUUAAUUAAC